This is a messenger RNA of Molossus molossus (Pallas's mastiff bat), 978 nucleotides long. It is a transcript of the gene MAS1, whose product is annotated as MAS1 proto-oncogene, G protein-coupled receptor. The record is from RefSeq and is a predicted model, not a curated record. The transcript has a single exon. Gene Ontology annotation, cellular component: membrane. Gene Ontology annotation, biological process: G protein-coupled receptor signaling pathway. Bases 1 to 978 code for a protein of 325 amino acids. Gene Ontology annotation, molecular function: angiotensin receptor activity. NCBI's taxonomy places the organism in Eukaryota, Metazoa, Chordata, Mammalia, Chiroptera, Molossidae.
AUGGAUGAGUCCAAUGUGACGUCCUUUGCAGUCGAGGGCUCCUCGAACACCUCCACCGGCCGGAACACCUCCGCCGGGGACCCGCGCCAGGGGGUCCCAGUCGUGCACUGGGUAAUUAUGAGCAUUUCCCCCGUGGGCUUUGUUGAGAACGGAAUUCUCCUCUGGUUCCUCUGCUUCCGAAUGAGAAGAAACCCCUUCACCGUCUACAUCACCCACUUGUCGAUCGCGGACAUCUCGCUGCUCUUUUGCAUCUUCAUUCUGACUGUCGACUAUGCUUUGGAUCAUGAGCUCUCUUCCGGCUACUACUACACAAUCGUCACGUUAUCCGUGACGUUUCUGUUUGGCUACAACACGGGCCUCUAUCUGCUGACGGCCAUCAGUGUGGAGAGGUGCCUGUCUGUCCUGUACCCCAUCUGGUACCGAUGCCAUCGCCCCCAGCACCAGUCGGCGUUCGUCUGUGCCCUUCUCUGGGCACUCUCCUGCUUAGUGACCACCACGGAAUAUGUCAUGUGCAUCGACAGCAAAGGGCAGAGUCACUCUCGGAGUGACUGUCGGGCAGUGAUCAUCUUCAUAGCCAUUCUGAGCUUCCUGGUCUUCACCCCACUCAUGAUGGUGUCCAGCACCAUCCUGGUGGUCAAGAUCCGAAAGAACACGCGGACAUCCCACUCCUCGAAGCUGUACCUGGUCAUCACGGUCACCAUCGUCAUCUUCCUCAUCUUCGCCAUGCCCAUGAGACUUCUCUACCUGCUGUACUACGAGUACUGGUCCACGUUCAAGGACCUCCACCACAUCUCCCUUCUCUUCUCCACCAUCAACAGCAGCGCCAACCCUUUCAUCUACUUCUUCGUGGGCAGCAGCCGGAACAAGCGCUUCAAGGAAUCCUUGAAGGUGGUUCUGACCAGGGCUUUCAAAGAUGAAAUGCAACCCCGGCGCCAGGAAGGCAACAGCCAUACCGCCACCAUCGAGACUGUCGUCUGA